Messenger RNA from Phaedon cochleariae (mustard beetle), 1749 nucleotides. The record is from the annotation of a GenBank genome assembly. NCBI's taxonomy places the organism in Eukaryota, Metazoa, Arthropoda, Insecta, Coleoptera, Chrysomelidae.
AUCGAUUGUGAUUCAGUGAUGUCCAAGAAUACCACACAAUAGAUUGAUGCAAAAUGAUGGUUUACAACAACAAAUCCAGUGUUUUUGUGCAUACCCUUAUGUACAUGUUGAACCAAAGUGUGAUUCAAGAGGAAAAUUCCUACAAUUAUUAUUAUUUGCAAAUCGGAAAGGAAUCGAAUGCUACAAAGUGUUAUGGAAUUUAUGGCUGUUUUCCUCUAACUCCCCCUUGGACAUCAGAGCACAGACCAGUAUCUUUAUUUCCCGAAGAUAUACACAAGAUAGAACCAAAAUAUUUGCUCUACACAAGAAAUCAUUACCCCAAAGCAUAUUUCCUAGAUAUCUACGAAAUCGAAAAUUUGCAUUAUCAACCUAUCGGUGCUAUCGAUUUCGAUCCCAGCAAGCCUAUCUACCUAGUGAGUCAUGGAUAUCUUGAAGGGGGUACAAUAGGAUGGAUCUCGAACAUGUCGAAGGCCCUCCUGGCCCAACAGGACUGCAACGUGAUCGUGGUGGACUGGCAGGGGGGUUCCGGGCCCCCCUACACGCAGGCCGUGGCCAACAUACGGCUGGUGGGGGCGAUAACGGCGCAUCUUCUGGGGGAGAUGGCGAACCACACGGGGGGCGCGCAGCUGGACCACGUGCACGCCAUCGGGCACUCGCUGGGCGCGCACAUGUUCGGCUAUGUCGGCUAUACUUUGCAAAACACCUUCAACCUCACCCUGGGCAGAAUCACAGGUCUGGACCCCGCCGAGCCCCACUUCUCCAAAACCCGCCCACCCGUGCGGCUGGACCGCUCGGCCGCCCGAUACGUCGACGUCAUCCACACGGACGCCAGCCAGUUCAUCAGGGGCGGGCUGGGCAUGGCGGAGAGCAUAGGUCACGUGGACUACUACCCGGACGGGGGCACCGACCAGCCCGGCUGCACGAAGGGCGUGCUGCAGUUUAUCAGGGAUAGCGAGGGCAGUCUCUUCAACGGGGUGAAGAAAUAUUUGAGUUGCAACCACCUGAGGAGUCACGAAAUUUUCCUAGAAAGCAUAACCCCGAAUCCCAAGUGCAAGUUCAUGUCGGUGUCUUGUUCAUCAUUUCAGGAUUUCACUAGUGGAAAGUGUUUCGAUUGCGGAAAACGCAGUGAAAACUGCAUACCGUUCGGAUUUCACGGAAGAAAACAUUAUGAAAAAGUAUUGGGCAAUAAGUUGCGUGGGAAGAGUAAGAUUCAGUAUUUAAUCACCGGUGAAGGAAGACCACAUUGCAAAAGCCACUACAGGAUCAUCGUGCAAAUAUCCGACUCGAAUUCCAGCCGCCUCCACGGCGGCGAGGUGGGCCAACUGUUCUUCACGAUGCACUCCACCAGUGACGGCAGAGGGCAGAAGACCGCCCCCGUCGGCUUCCAUUCCGGCUUCCACCGCCCCGGGGAGGCGCACAUGGGGGUGGUGGCGGCCGAGGGGGUGGCUCGCCUCAGGGCGGUCCAGAUAGAGUGGAGGUACAACAGCAGCUUCGUCAACCCGCUGACUUGGCGGUUAAUGUCAACGCCGAAAAUUUACUUGAAGAAGGUUACGAUAGAGGCGUUAGAAAUCAACGAGAGAAUCACUGUUUGCCCAAAAGCCCAAAAACCGCUAAUAAACGGAUCGCCCCAACUGAUGAUCUCUUCAUAUUGUUAGGUUAUAUCCCAUCCAAAGGACACUCCAAAAAUUUGUGAUAAUGAUGUUUAAAUAUUGUAGAAUAAAUUCUUUGUUCAGCAUUAAAUGAUGAUUG